CGCCCGUGUUCGCACAACCCGUCACUUCUACAGCACAAUGGCCGCUGUUAUCUCUUGCUCCGCCCUCGCGGCGCGUGUCGUCUCCGGCUCCGCGACCGGCUCCCGCGCCCGCGGCGCGGUGAACCUCAGGGCCGUGAAGAUGACCAACGCGAAGGGCCGUGGCGCUCUCGUCGUGUCCGCGGCUUCCGCGGUCGCGUCCGGCUACGCCUCCGCGCUCGUCGAGGCGUGCGGCGACGCCAAGGCGCUCGAGUCCGUCCACGGCGACAUGGAGACGAUCACGGCGUACAUGGCCGCGAACCCUUCCGUCGGGACGUUCCUCUCCAACCCCACCAUGGAGGCGCCUCAGAAGAAGGACGUCCUCGCGAAGCUCGGCAAGGAGGCGGACUUCCACCCGUUCACGAAGAACUUCCUCAACCUUCUCGUGGACAAGAAGCGCAUCGGCAACAUCGAGGAGAUCGCCGAGGAGUUCGAGAGCCUGUACUGCGACUCCACGGACACGCAGAUCGCGACCGUGACCUCCGCCGUCAAGCUCGAGAACGAGCAGCAGUUCAUGAUCGCCAAGAAGAUCCAGGAGAUGACCGGCGCGAAGAACAUCAAGCUCAAGCCCGAGGUGGACCCCUCCCUCCUCGGCGGCUUCGUCGUGAAGUACGGCAAGGACGGCUCCGGCUUCAUCGACAUGUCGGUCCAGGGACAGAUCAACACGAUCAAGAACGAGAUUGUCGUUGCUUAAAUUGUUAAAUGCGAUAGUCGGCAGAGUCGCGGAGAGGACGUCCCGGGAUGGGUCGUGCUCCGCGGUGACUGUCACGCGUGGGGGGUAUUACGCGCGCGUCUUGGCCAGGGCGCGCGCAACGAGUUGUGCGUUCGAGGAAACACACCGGCAGUGCGCUGUUAGAUUUUCCAAACGAACCGUGUGAAUACGAGCGAGAAAGGAUAAUGUCC
Molecule: messenger RNA, 939 nt
Organism: Micromonas pusilla CCMP1545
Lineage: Eukaryota; Viridiplantae; Chlorophyta; Mamiellophyceae; Mamiellales; Mamiellaceae
Gene: ATPD
Product: ATP synthase CF1 delta chain chloroplast precursor
Exons: 3
Coding region: 38-730 (230 amino acids)
Biological process (GO): photosynthetic electron transport in photosystem II; photosynthetic electron transport in photosystem I; proton motive force-driven ATP synthesis
Cellular component (GO): chloroplast thylakoid membrane
Molecular function (GO): proton-transporting ATP synthase activity, rotational mechanism
Source: RefSeq, a predicted model, not a curated record